Molecule: messenger RNA, 911 nt
Organism: Drosophila navojoa
Lineage: Eukaryota; Metazoa; Arthropoda; Insecta; Diptera; Drosophilidae
Gene: hng2
Product: hinge2
Biological process (GO): regulation of transcription by RNA polymerase II
Cellular component (GO): nucleus; transcription regulator complex
Molecular function (GO): DNA binding
Source: RefSeq, a predicted model, not a curated record
CGUUUUUCGCACGCGUCUAGCGUCAGUUCUUAGCUGUUUUUGUAGCCAGCACGUUGUUUACGCGCGCGUUUUGUUCACAAUCACAUACACAAAUACAAAUUUGCCGCAUAAACAAACGAAUUUUUAUUGCGAUGGGCAAUCACAAAGUGCUGAAAACCGCUGGAAUUAAUCUGAGGUACUCCAUGUACGAUUUUAUUGAGGCUGUGAAGAAACAUCACAUCAUUUGGGAUCGAGAGCAUGAAAAUUUCCACAACCGCGAGCUUCGCGAUCUGGCCUGGCAAGAGAUUGGCCAACAGCUGUGCAAGAAUUUCGAGGUGGCGAGCAGUGCAGAGAAACAGGAAAUCGCAAAAACAUUGCUCAAACGCUGGAAGAACACGCGCGACAGUUACCUACGUGUAAAUCGGUUACGGCAAAGCGGCGAAGAGAUCGGCCGCGCCUCCUACAUUUACGAGAAGGAGCUGAACUUCCUGCUCGAUGUCAAAGCAGAGGACGACACAAACACACAAAAAGAUGAACCGAAGAAACGCAAACAAUUUCGCAUAUCACGAACGCCGGUAAAACGGCGUCGUGCAUCAGAGAACCCUGCAGCAGAGCAAGAUAAUGAGACAACAUUGACGGAGGACGGUAUCAACUCGGUGCUGGAUCACUUAAAUUACACAACAGACACCGACGCAUCCCUGCCUGUCGCAAAGGGAACCGAAACGAACAUCUCCAACACUGCGGAACUGAACAGUUCAGCGGCGCCUCCUGCAACAGCUAUCGCUGCUGAUCCGGAUCCAGAUCAGGCAUUUUUCGAUAGCAUUAAACCGCACAUGCAGCGCAUGACCAGUGAUCAGAAGCUAGACUUUCAAAUCGAGGUGCUGAAAAUACUACGGAAUUUUAAGCCAACAUAACAUUGUUCUUUUGAAUAG